Haliotis rufescens (red abalone) is the source of this 3088-nucleotide messenger RNA. RefSeq names its product toll-like receptor 8. NCBI's taxonomy places the organism in Eukaryota, Metazoa, Mollusca, Gastropoda, Lepetellida, Haliotidae. The transcript is spliced from 2 exons. The record is from RefSeq and is a predicted model, not a curated record. The coding region runs from base 664 to 2040 and encodes 458 amino acids. Gene Ontology annotation, molecular function: protein binding.
GGGCACCAUGACACAGCACAACAUUCAGGACACGAUGACGGGGGACUGUGACACGCCUCAACAUAUAUGAUAUAUUUAUGUGUGUGUGUUUUGAAUUUAUUCUACAUUUUUACGUACAUGUGUUUGUUGUUGAAAUGAUAGCGGUCUAACAGUGUGUAGAAAAGUUCAGUUCAGUUUCACCACGUCCUGUGGCAUAUUCAGCUUCCCUAGCUUACAGCUGACACACAGGAUCACCACUCUGUCGCUGUAACAGAUGAGUGUGAGUGGUCAGGCCGACGUGAUUCAUACACACACAAGCUUGCUGGAAUUGAGCAAUAGACCGAGUCGCUGGGCGAUGGAACACUGUUCACAAACAUCGCAGAUGUACAACGCAAUAACAUGCUCGAGCAUUCUGAUUGGAUGAAAAAUAGAAGCCCCAUGAUGACUGGCGAUACGCAUUUGUCGCACGUUGUUUGAAUGACUGAUACAUGCUAGCCUUCCGUCCUUGAAUGUAUAACGACCAGAAGUCGUUACAGGAAACUGACACUUAUCAUGUGUAUGAAUACAGCUGGAGGAAUACUAGAAGGAAGUCGAUGGGCCCAACGAUAGAUAUCUUCCCCCAAAAGAGGUGUAAGCAACAGUGAGAUCAGAUCCAUCAGAACGUGAAAGAAUACAUUGUCAGCGAUGUCGAUCCAUUCCAUCCGUUUGCUCUUCAUUGUUUUAGUGACACACUCAACCAGUGGAUAUCCGAACAGUAGUAUCCCUUUGGAGUGGUCAAACAUUUGUCAAUCCGCCAUUAACCUUUCAAACGUAGUCAUUUCCUGUCACGUGGGUGUUGACGAUACAUGGGAUUUAGAUCACUUCCGGAACUGGUCAGCCAUAUUGGAUAAUGACACCCUUGUGUCUCUGGAUGUAAUGUGUGAAACUAGAGCCAGUAUCUGUCUCCCCUGGCCGUACCGAGCCAGACAUCUGGACACUCUGAAGAUCAGGAAUUGCAUCAACACGUGCUAUUUCUCAUACUUCAACCGACCGGAAGUGCUGGAUAUCCCUGACUCCCUGAGGGUGUUUGAAGGAUAUGGUAUGACGGAACAGUUUAACGCUAUGGAUAUGUUGUCUGUCGACCUGAAGAGUCUCCCUCCUGCAUUGGAGUGUGGACCGAUGUCCUUAGAGGUAUUCAUCUACAGGAACACCAAGGCUGACAUAAUUUACCCCAAAGGUUUUGUGCCGAAAGGGGAGGACGAGGUUACUGACAAUAUCGUACAAACAGCGCGGGAUAUAAACAAACUUAAACACGUGUGUAACUAUAGAAAUAUGAAGGUCUAUGACGCGAGUCAGAGACAAGACUCAUCGUCUGUAGGUAUAUACGCCACUUUCAUCAACUCUCGCUUCCCCAACCUGACAACACUAAACUACUCUUCCACGGAGAUACAGGCGUUCCCUUCUAUUUUAUUAUCAUGGAAAGGACGCAUUGAAAAACUACAAAUUUUGGAUCUGUCCCAUAAUAACAUCUCCCGUUUUGACCUCAGAGUUCAAAGUUUUGAGGCACCAAUCAGAGUUAUCAACUUAACGUACAACUCCAUUCAAACAAUAAAAGAGGCCGAGAUCGGAUCGUUUCAGUCUUCCGUUGCACAAGUUGUGGACGUGAGACAAAAUCCCCUGAGAUGCGACUGCGCUAUGGCCGACUUCAGUAACUUUCUCAGAAGACAUCCGACGCCAAAAGACGCAGGUCUUAGUCUUGACUACGAAUAUCUUUGGGAUCUCACGUGCGUUGAUCCAGUCAGUAAAAGAGGAAAACAAAUUAGUCAAUUCUCAAAGAAAGCGCUUUGCAACCUUGAUGUCGUGAAUGUGGCGUCCUACCAAGCCUUCGUCGCUGUUUUAGCUGUUGUUGUUGUCAUUUUGGUCGCCUUACUCAUAUUAAGCAUCCUUUACAGAGAUAAUGUUAAAUUGCUCAUCUCCCGAAGCUGCCGAAUCCUGUGUGGCCGGUCCCCCAUCAACGAACAAAACAUCAAUGAUGGACGACACAAAGACGAAUCCUCAAAAUCUACCCAGGAGAAACUUUAGAAAAUAUCGAUAUAUUUUGAGUGAGUGAGUUAGUAUGGUUUUACUCCGCUUAAUGCAAUAUUCCAGCAAUUUAACGCAGGGGACACCGGAAAAUUGGCUUCACACAUUGAACCCAUGUGGGGAAUCAAACCCGGGUCUUCGGCAUGACGAGCCAAUGCUUUAACCACGCGCCCAAUAUAUGUUCAAUGCUUAUAGGUGUGAGCACACAUCUACUAUUCACUGGAAUAGUUGAAACUAUUUGUAAGCUUCGUAUAUUCACUGUUGUAACAAGAGGAAAUAUUCAGUUAAAACACACACUGUUAGCUCCUGAGACUUAAACUGCCGGGGAAAAGAAAGUAUACACUUGAAAAUGGAUUGUUUAAAGAAUUACAAAUGUUGUGAAACAUUACUAGGCCUAAGACAGUCGCCGAAUUACUGCAAACCUACGGUCCAAAACACAACAAUGAUACCAUUAAUCUUAUCAAAUGCAUCAGCGUCGAAUAACCAUUUCUCUUUUAUUUCAUCUUAGCCAACAUCAAACAUAUGCAUGGUGUAAACUUUCUUUUGUCACGCAGUUUUAUUCAGACUGAUUAUAGGAUAUGUCAGGUAUGAAAAACAGCUGUACAUUUUCUGUGUUUUAUAUUUUAUGUGUCAUUUAAUUGGUGUUUUGAUGGUGUGUGUGGGAAGGGUUGUGGGGUGUGGCAGGAAUGUGUUGCUAUAAUUCUCUCUGAAUUAACUUCGUCUCCUGAAAUGGCUUUUUCAUACUGUUGGGGCCCAAAUAUUGGGGUCUUCUUUUUCUUAGCAAAUUGGGAAAUCUAAAUUCUAAAAUCGAUCCUAUCAAGUCACGGAUAUUUUCAUUAGAUAUUCACAUCCAUCAAAAAAGAAACUAUCCGAAUCGUUUAACCGAUAUAUAAUAUGAUCUGCCCUAUUCGCUCAAUUUAUUUUAACUUUUCUUAUCGUUAUUUGUCUGAGAGUUUUCAGCUUCACUUUCAGCGUUAAUCGAGAGCGUUCGGGAAUGCGCUAAUCUACCUACACCAAAUGGUUAACACAAUAAAAAGUAUUUCAACUC